Molecule: messenger RNA, 1309 nt
Organism: Uranotaenia lowii
Lineage: Eukaryota; Metazoa; Arthropoda; Insecta; Diptera; Culicidae
Product: alpha-tocopherol transfer protein-like
Exons: 4
Coding region: 220-1146 (308 amino acids)
Cellular component (GO): membrane
Molecular function (GO): phosphatidylinositol bisphosphate binding
Source: RefSeq, a predicted model, not a curated record
UCCUCCCUAACCAGAAUCAUUCGUUGUGUUGUAACCGAUUUUCGGAAGUCGUGUUCCCGGUUUGUUCGACGUCAGUCAAUCGUCGCAUUGUCGUCGCACGCGUUUGCUUUUCUUUCCAGGCAGGUGUCCUUCAAAACGGCUGAGUAAACUCAAAACCGGGUUCGAAAGCAACGCUUCAAACGUACGUAGGAAGCUAAUUGCACUUGUAUAUCGUUCACCAUGACUUCGCUACGUCCGUUGGCUCCAGAAUUGGCAACCAAAGCCAGGGAAGAACUGAACGAAGUCACUGCCCGUGUUCCGGAAGAUCUCGAAGCUCUGAAAGCAUGGCUCGCCAAACAACCACACUUGAAUCCCCGAACCGACGAUCAAUUCCUGGUAGGGUUUCUCAGGGGCUGCAAGUUUAGUCUGGAGAAGACUAAGGAAAAAUUAGACACUUAUUACACUGUGAAAACUGCACUUCCGGAGUUUUUCGAGGACCGGGAUCCGUGUGACCAAAAAAUUCAAGAGUACGCUCAAUUGGGUGUGAACCUCCCACUUCCUCACACUAUGGGUGUGGACGGACCAAGGAUUAUCCUAGUCCGGAUGGGGGCUUACGAUCCAAGCAAGCGCAGCAUAGUUGAUGUGAUGAAGGUGUGCUACAUGAUCACCGAUUUGCUAGUACUGAAUGACGAUACCUCGGUAAUUGCUGGACACAUGGUGCUCGUGGAUCUACGCGGUAUAACAUUUUCCUCGUUGUCACAAUUCAGUCCAACUUUCAUCAAGAAAAUGACUUCGGUGAUUGAAGCAUUUCCGAUCCGUACCAAGGGUAUACAUUUCGUGAACCCAUCGUCUGGAUUUGACGCUCUCUUCAAACUGUUCCACGGUUUCCUAAGCAAAAAGAUACAGGAGCGGAUUGCCGUCCACGAUACGUUCGAAGCGCUGCAUAAGGUGAUUCCAAAAUCUCACCUUCCGGAAGAAUAUGGAGGAAGUGGAGGAAAACUGACAGCUAUCAUCGACGACUGUACCGCCAAUCUGGUGGCCCACAAGUCGUUCUUUCUCGAAGAUGCCAAAUAUCGAAAUGACGAACGGAAACGACCCGGAAGACCGAAAACGGCCAGUACUCUGUUUGGUGUGGAAGGAUCUUUUAGAAGCCUAGAGUUUGACUGAGGAAGCUAUCUGCCCAUCAUUGACCAACCAUUUCAUUGGAAUUGAUUUCCCAAUAACUUUAUCGGUUCUAUAAUAUUAAAAAUUAUAGUUGUUAGAAUUUUGGAGUUUUGGCUUGUGACAAUGUACAGAAUUCAUGUCGAGGUUCUAAUUUGGUAAGCAAAUA